AUGGGACCAACUGUUGCGUACUUUGUCAAAAGGCAUAUCAGCAUUUUGUAUGUCAUGGAUAAAGUUUGCCCUUUCCCAAAAAGUACUAGGGAUAGAGAUUUAACAUUUCAUUUUGAACGGGAUUUAGAAGAAGAACGUCAGGCAUUGAAAGAAGAUCAAAAAAUAUGUCGGAGUAGGGCACAGAAAUAUUUGACAGAGACAAACAGAAGAAGAAGAGCCUUUGAAGAAAGACGGAAGCAAGAAGAAGAAAAAGAACAAAGGUUUAGAGAACGAGUUCUGCAGCAGAGGAAAAUUAAACUUCAGGAAGCAACUGAUAAGUUCCAGCGUGCUCAUCUGCCUUUUUCUCAGCACAAGCAAAUAGUCCAGACAAAAGCAGCUUUUCAGUUAGAAGAAGCUCUUGAACAAAUUAAAGGAUCAGUUUUAACACCAGGACUGUGCUUGCCCAGCAGAAACAAAACCAACUUCAGAACCACAGAUGACACUUCAUCCUCAUCAGCAUCUAGAAAUGGUUCUUUCCAUCAGAAGCAGAUUUCAGCAAUGGUUGGCUGGGAUGAAACAAUACAAGAGAGCAGUAGAACAAAUGUGGAUAGUAAGCAACUUCUCUUCCAGAAAAAUCUGAAAGAAAUGCAACAACUCCUUGAAAAACAGCAUCUCAGCAACUUGGAGAAUUUUCAUCAAGAGGUCAAGAAAACAGAUGAUUCAGAAAGCUUGUCAAGCCUUGACAGUCUUGAGGCUGGAGAACAAAAUAGAAAUUACACAACACCAAGUGAAUCAUCUUUGACUACACAGUGUGACUGUGCCCUGUACAAUCCAGAAAAAUCACAGACCAGGAAUAAUGGUUUGCUUUAUGCAGCUCAAAGUACUUCUAAAAAUAUGCAUCUAAAUAAUUGUCUGAGAAAUGUAGAUUCCCAAAACAACAAUAACUUACCUAUUCGUGAUCUUUUAGCUGAAUAAUGUUCUGUGACUCCUGCUGAACAUGUAAACAAUUCAAAAGAAGAAUCAUCUGUUUCUCACAGAUCUGAAAAAAAACCUGCAGAGUUCUCUGCCUCUGGUAAGCAAUCUCUAAAUAAUGCAUUUAGUUUUCUGCAAAAUAUAAAAGAAGAAGGAAGCAAGCCAUCUUCUGGAACGGCUAGCACAUUAGCCACUGGUCAUCCUGUUUUCAAUCCUAGCAAAGCCUGGGCCAGCCCUGACUCUAUUCCAGGAGAAAGAGUUCAGGAUCUGAUGCAAGAUCAGAGUUUUAAAAUGACCCUACAAAAAAGAACAGUAUCUGUGCAAACCUCCAGUCAACCUAUUGCAACAUCUGUAAUCUUAUUUCCUAAUCAGGGAUGUUCCACUGGCAUUCCCAGCACAGCUGAUACAUUACCAAAGGACAAAAACAUCAGUAUGGAGUUUUUAAAAAAUACCUCAGGAAAAAUGAUUGAAACAAAAGAAAAUAUUAAAUGUAUUGAUGACAUUAAUCCAGGAUCAUCUUUAUUCCAGGACAUACCAAACGCCUCAGUUCUGUGCGAUGUUAAGCAACAGAGUAACAAAGAGGAAGAAAAGGGAAAUAUGGUAGAAACUAUGUCACUGGUGUCUGAUACGGAGUUAAAUUCUGGCACUCCUGCACAACACAAAACCCUGAAAAACAAUAUUCUUGAAAGAAAAAGAGCACAAUUAUUCACAAGUAUCUUAAAGGAAUCUAAAUAUGAACCCAGUCGUUUCAAAGCUGUGGUUAUGAAUCACGGGAUCAGUUUUGGAACUCGACCUGUGUCUUCUAUAAGAGACAGUUUAGAACUGGCAAAAAUAAAAAAGAAAAUUGCAGAAAAUGAAAAAUACAAUAGAAAGCUAAGAUGGUGUGAUCAAAUUAACCAGAUAAUAAUAGAAAAUAAUGAAAAAUGCUAUGAAAAAACCGCCAGUGAAAUAUCUUCUGAACAGCUGCAAUAUGUUCAAACUACAAAUAAUGCUCCUAAGACUAAUUUAAGUAUUGUUGCUCAACCUUCAAACCCCAAGUUCAUGAAAAAUCAUCAGGAAAACUCUCAUAUAUCAAAACCAAAUGUUAAUACUGAAGAAUCAAAUAAAGAAUGCCCAUCUCUGAAUAUGUUUAUGUCUACUGGAUCCUUUUCUGCUAAAAAAGCUUGGAUGGUAUCAAAAGACAAAGAAAGUAACCCCCCAGUAUGUAGUAAUAAUUCUAAAAUUAAUGAAGUUAAUCAACUCAAAAAUAAGGCAAAAAUAACUAGAAGACCAAGAUCUGUAAGAGCCCAGCCAAGUUUUAUGCCCAAGAAGAGAAUAGGCACUACAAUCCCACCGCAGUCAGCCACUGAAGCCAGCAAAACUCUAAAAGCUCCAGGGAAAUUGUUAGCGCCUCACCCACCAUCCGCACCUCUGCCGGGAAACAGAAGUGGCAAAAACACAGCCAGCCCUGGGUGUCAGCCACUGCUGCCUUCAAGUCUUCAAGCUACCACUACCAGCGGGAAUGAUUUAAAUGAAAGGCAUGUUUUGUUAGCAGAUCAGGUUUUAAAUAGAAACAGUACAGAAAACAGUGAGAAUAUUACUUGUUGUUCGAACUUGGCCACUGCGAUAUCUACACCUGGCUGCAGCACAGCCAAAUAUGAACCUUGGGCAAAAAAUACUUGUUCUGUAAAUAGUGUUCAGACAAGCGCCUGUCAAGAUUGUUCAGUAACCUGCACUGAAAGAAGACCUGCUAACGCAGAAAAUGGAUUACAUCUCCAUCAUAUUCCAGCAGCUGGAAAAACAAGUACCUCCUGGCAAGGAGUGCAUACUGCCCGAGCUCCAAAAGACCCUGCUACUGGUGCUAUUCAGCACUAUGUGUCACAUUACAAUAAUUCACAUAAAACUAAACGGCAACCUUUUAAAGCUAAUGUGUCCCAUGUUACUAUUGAUGGCAGCAUCCAGAUGACUAGUUUCAAAUCUGCCUCUAGGAUCAAUGAAUUGGAAUUCUGCUUUGUUAAAUAUCACUGUAAUAGUGUUGUUCCUGUUACAAAAGAAAAGCAGAUUUUUGACAACCACAAAAAUAAACACAGAGCUUUUUCAGAACACAGAAGACAAAGUGUAGCUUCUAAAAGAUGGAAGCCUACUCAUUAUGCACAGAAUUCGUUAGGUACUGCCCAGCUGAGUCCUGUUCAAUCUGCAUUUGAUCCAGUACAAAAUAUGAAUAACACCUAUAAGUCUGAUGAAGUUUCAGAAAGUACUGUUCAGUUUCUUAUGGCAGAAAAACUAGCAAGUACACCAGCUGCAGAAGAUGAAAUCCUGGCAGCUAUGGAAAGUGUGCAACAAGCCAGACAGCCCUGGCUGCUUAACAGGGCUCCGUGUCUCGGCAUGAGUGCACUUUCAGUAGAAGAACAGAAGAUUUUCCAGUCUCUUGGUCGUCUCAAUCAAAGGCUACAAAGUAAUGUUCAAGAAGCCAUUACCAGAAACCCAUCUGCUUCAAAUGUUUUGCAGAUAAUCACCCCUUUAAGUAUUCAGCAAUGUAUAUCCUUCCCUUUGGUGAACACUACAAUAGCCUCACAGCAGUACCAGAAUACCUCAGCUAGCAAUCGAUUGCAAUUGUACCGGAGAUACUGA
Aptenodytes forsteri (emperor penguin) is the source of this 3561-nucleotide messenger RNA. It is a transcript of the gene CEP126, whose product is annotated as centrosomal protein 126. NCBI's taxonomy places the organism in Eukaryota, Metazoa, Chordata, Aves, Sphenisciformes, Spheniscidae. Gene Ontology annotation, biological process: cytoplasmic microtubule organization; non-motile cilium assembly; mitotic spindle organization. Gene Ontology annotation, cellular component: centrosome; ciliary base; midbody. The transcript is spliced from 12 exons. The record is from RefSeq and is a predicted model, not a curated record.